AUGCUUGCAAAUUUGCCGUUUUGCUACUUUUGUUUUUCUUUCUGGAUCGAAUUUUAGUGAAAAAAAUUCCCAAUUCAGAAGAAAGCUAUUCUGGUUUGGAUUCUUUAUAAUAUUGGGAAGUGAAGUUGUUUGUUUCUCUUCUUGGUUCUAUAUAUGCGAUUAACUUGAUCUGCUUUAUUCCAAGUAGGAGGCAAAAUUGCAGUUCACCCAGGCAAAAUCAGAAUCUAAAGAACAUGUCUUCAAAUCAAGUACUAAGACUAAGUCCAAUUCAACUCAAUUUCAGUCAGUACCACACCCUGGUCUCCUUAAAUCAGGAAGAUCAAGAUCAACGACAGGCUGCGUUAGAGUACGUUCUUAAUGUGAUUGUUUACUCCUCUGUUAUCCUGGUGUUGCUGAUGGUUGCGGCGUUGUUAAUUAAAUUACUUGGAGUUUGUGAUGGCGAAAUGGCAAGAAAUGAUGAUACUAUAAGAAGAGAAACAGACAGAUUGAUAUCGAAAGCAAGUGCUUCUUUGACAUACGGAACAUGUGAUGAAGAUGAUUUGGAAUCGGGAAAUUCCAGUCGUUCUAGUUCCUCAGAGGAUCUGUAUGAUGAAAAUAUAUGCAUAGUUUGCUAUGACAAUAAACGAAAUUGCUUCUUUAUUCCUUGUGGCCAUUGUGCUACUUGUCACUCAUGUGCUAAGAGGAUUACAGAAGAAGAAAACAAGAAUUGCCCAAUUUGUCGAAGAGUAAUUCGGAGAGUUAGAAGAGUGCUUCUUGCAUAAACUCAGUAUUUCCCUUAUGUAAAUGAUGCAAUUGACUCUUUCUAAUUCAACAAUGGUAAUAUUAGUAUAG
Solanum stenotomum is the source of this 831-nucleotide messenger RNA. Its product is annotated as E3 ubiquitin-protein ligase APD1-like. The record is from RefSeq and is a predicted model, not a curated record. Lineage: Eukaryota; Viridiplantae; Streptophyta; Magnoliopsida; Solanales; Solanaceae. The transcript has 5 exons. The coding region runs from base 234 to 761 and encodes 175 amino acids.